UUGAAAAUACUCCUCAUUGUUUGAAAAUGCUCGCUUGUUGCUGUUUGUGGAACUCCAGGAUGCAAAAGCUUCCCUUUUGGAUGAUCUUUGUAUUUAUGCCAUGGAUUUUUGCUCUUUCUUCGGCCAUACCAUUAGCUCAACAAUUCUGGAUGCAAAAGCUUCCCUUUUGGAUGAUCUUUGUAUUUAUGCCAUGGAUUUUUGCUCUUUCUUCAGCCAUACCAUUAGCUCAACAAUUCUGGAUGCAAAAGCUUCCCUUUUGGAUGAUCUUUGUAUUUAUGCCAUGGAUUUUUGCUCUUUCUUCAGCCAUACCAUUAGCUCAACAAUUCUGAUCUGUUGCUUCCGGUGCAAAAAGAGGAAAUUGAAUCUCUCCUGCAAAAGAAGUUAUUGGCGUGCAUCUUUCAUCGUAAAAUCUUUUGCUUCUAGUGCAAAAAAGAGAAAAUUGAAACUCUCCAACAAAGGAAGCUAUUGGAGUGCAUCUUUCAUCGUAAACUUUGUGUGUUUCUUUGUGGAACGAAUUUGAAUACAAAGUUGAGAAGUGAUUCAUGCAUGUGCCUUUUGUCGUGCUUUUUAUGCAUCUCUAAGUGUUGAACCAGAUAGAGGGGGGAAAAGGGCUGAGUCUAAGGGUGCUAGACUACCUACUGGAGUCAGAUGGGGAA
Solanum dulcamara is the source of this 656-nucleotide messenger RNA. RefSeq lists its product as uncharacterized. The coding region runs from base 101 to 520 and encodes 139 amino acids. Lineage: Eukaryota; Viridiplantae; Streptophyta; Magnoliopsida; Solanales; Solanaceae. The transcript has 6 exons. The record is from RefSeq and is a predicted model, not a curated record.